Messenger RNA from Helianthus annuus (common sunflower), 925 nucleotides. Its product is annotated as mediator of RNA polymerase II transcription subunit 11. Gene Ontology annotation, biological process: regulation of transcription by RNA polymerase II. Lineage: Eukaryota; Viridiplantae; Streptophyta; Magnoliopsida; Asterales; Asteraceae. The transcript has 5 exons. Gene Ontology annotation, cellular component: mediator complex. Gene Ontology annotation, molecular function: transcription coregulator activity. The record is from RefSeq and is a predicted model, not a curated record. The coding region runs from base 380 to 727 and encodes 115 amino acids.
UAUUUGGGCAACCUAGGUUUUGGAAGAAAGUCACGAUAGUCUUAGAGGAACGGUUCUUUUAGGGUUCUUUACCUCAACCACGGGUUCACUGAGCGACACCCCAAUCUCCAGUUCUCCACCCUCUCCGGCCUCCGCCACAAACCCCCCACCCUCCGCCGGCAUCUCCGCUUUAUCACACUCCGCCGAUCAAGACGACGCCAUUCGCCUUCUCAAAAAUUCAAUUGUUUCCAGAUUACAAGGCCUAAAGCGGAAGGCGAAUUUGAUGAAAAAAUUUGAAGCAAGAAGUUGUGGUAAUUUGAAAACAGGGUGGGAGUAGUUGGAAAUAAUAACACUUUGACUGCGUUUUAGCAUGCGAUAGCCCAAUUUCUGGAUAGAACUCAUGGAUUCACAGACCCAAAAUGCAUCUUUGCUACGUCUCCAAACUGUUGAGAAGAGGAUUGUUCGAGUAUUGGAACUCGCUGGUGGGGUGAUGGAAGAAUUCUCAAACCCUAAUGGACCUCGGAAGGAAUUGGUCAACAGUCACUGCAGUGAGUUCAUGCAAAUAAUCAAGGAUAUACAAGUGACUCUGAGGGAAGAAAUUAAAAGCGCAUGUGAGUACCGUCCGUUUGAGAAAUGCGAUUACAUAGCGCGAGUAUCAAAUGAAAUCUGUUGCAAGAAACUUGAAUAUGUCGUUGACAAAUUGGAUGGCAUGAAAGAAAUAAUGGACCAAUAUCAUCAAGCAACUUGACCGGCUGGCUUGCUCGCUCGUAUCUAUUUUGCAAGUUACAUAUGCUAUGUUUUGACCUUUAUUCUAACAAACGUAUACCUUCCUUGCUAUUUCAGAAUGUAUGAUCAUUAGUCUGUUUGCUAUAAAUCGUGUUUGGUAUGACUUCUCUUUACUUUUGGAAAGUGGAUUCGUGUUUUUAUAUCAAGUACCAAAAGGGAA